AGUAAAGGCAGGCAUGAAACCGUCCUCUCUUAUUCUCGCCCUGACUGCAUGACGUGUUGUCUGCGCUGGGAGGCGGGGCAGGCAGUGGAGCUGGGAAAAAAAAUACCUAAAUAAAGGCGAGAGGACCGUUUCAAAUACAAACAUACACACCAAUCAAGAAAGAAGCUGCAAGUUCUGUUCCACCCACCAGCCAUGCCAAUCCGUCGCUCUGCAGGGACGCCCUCCCAGGAAACGGCACCCAAGAACCCUCCUGCUGCAGAUGCGGACGCCAGCUCUGAGGAGUCUGUCUCCGCGGGGGAAGAGCAUGAGAAUGAGGCCCCCGCAGCGGCUCCUCCACAGGAGGAGGAGGUGAAGCAAGAGAACGAGAAAGCUGAAACCGAGGAGGAGAAAAAAGAGGAGGAGAAGCCUGCUGAGGAGCAGAAGAAAGAUGACAAAGAUGCCGUCAAGGAGAAGGAGAAGAAAGUGAAGAAGACGAUUCCUGCCUGGGCCACCAUGUCGGCCAAACAGCUGGCCCGCUCCCAGAAGCAUGCACAAGUCACCUUGUUCGUGCGGCCCAAGAUGGAUGCCAUCCUCACAGAGGCCAUCCAGGCCUGUUUUCAGAAGUCUGGUGCCUCUGCAUUUGCAAUCAAGAAGUACAUUGUUCACAAGUACCCAUCACUGGAGCUGGAUAAGAGGGGGUACCUGCUGAAACAAGCCCUGAAGCGAGAGCUGCAGAGGGGGGCUGUAAGACAGGUGAAAGGAAAGGGGUUCUCUGGGAGCUUCACAGUGGUCUCCAGCAAUUCCAAGCAGUCGCAGAAAUCCAGAAAGAAAGGUGGCUCUGCUCCGGCCAAGGGGGCAGUGCCUGAGCCCACAGAGAAACUGGAGGACACCUUGCCUCUGAUCUUCACCCGCCUCUGUGAGCCCAAAGAGGCCUCCUACGUCCUCAUCAAGAAAUACGUGGAGCAGUACUUUCCCAAGCUCAUGGUGGAAAGCAGACCCCACAUGUUGAAGAACGCUUUGCAGAGAGCUGUAGAGAAGGGACAGCUGGAGCAGUUAACUGGGAAAGGAGCGUCCGGAACGUUCCAGUUAAAGAAGCUGGGGGACAAGCCUCUUCUGAGUGGCGGUCCCUUCGAAGACGCUAUCCUGUCUGCCAUCACUGCCAUGAACGAGCCCAAGACCUGCUCCACCACCGCACUCAAGAAAUUCGUGCUGGAGAACAGCCAGGGAGGCAAGGUCAACCUGCAGGUGAACAACUUGAAGAGGACCCUGCGGAGGUGCGAGAUGUUUGGCUGGAUGGAGCAGAUCUCUGGGAAGGGCUUCAGCGGCACCUUCCAGCUCUGCUUCCCCUACUACCCCAGCCCUACAAUCCUGUUCCCUGACAAACACAAGGAGGAGGACUCGGAGUCGGAGGAGGAGGACUCUGAAGAGGAGUCUGAGGAAGAAUCUGAGGAGGAGUCUGAGGACGAGCCUCCUCCAAAGAAAAGGCAGAUAAAGAGGCCCCCUCCCAAGGUCCGCAUCCCUCCGCCCCCCAAACACCGCAAGCCGCCAGCGAGCAAGAAAAGAAGCGGGGGCAGCGCGCAGAAGGUCAGCGCGCCAGCUUUCACCCCCAGGGGCAAAAAACAAGCACCUGCCAAAAAAGCCGCGCCCGUCAAGAAAGCUUCGACCCCUGUCAAGAAAGCAGCCCCGCCCCCUAAAGCAGCAGCCACAAAGAAAGCGGCCCCGCCCCCUAAAGCAGCAGCCACAAAGAAAGCGGCCCCACCCCCUAAAGUAGCAGCCCCCCCGAGUAAGCCCAAAACACCAGCAACCAAGAAGAUGACGAGCCGAGCCCCCAAGAAAUCCCUGGCGAAGACGACUCCGGCCAGGUCUCCCGUCAAGGGGAAACCGGCUGCCCGCAAAUCCCUGAGAAUGAGGAAGUGAUCUGGGGAGACUGCGACCAGUGCAACAGCUGCUUCGGAGGGUUAGCAGUGCUCUGGAGAGCCAGGCUGUCCAGUUGCUAGUGCUUUCCCCCUGGUGUUCCUCCCUUUAUUUUGGUAGGCUAUAGGCUUUCAACUCCCCACGCUGUUUAUGGGGAAUAAAACAACAGUGUUUUAUUCUUUUUAUUUUUCUAAAGUUUCUCUCUAACAGUGCUGGAAUUCUAAAGCUUCCGUCAGAGUAAAGAGGCCAAGGAAAAUCUAUCUCACAAGUGGGGAUAUUUUUGGGAUUGAAAUCUUUAUUUAAACCUUAAAUCUCUUUUAUAAAUCCACUGAUUUUGUUAGGAGAUGUGUGAAAUUCCUCUGUGUAAUGUCCAUAAUCUUCCCCAGGCAUGCUUGACUUCUUUGUUCUUUUUAUUUAGUUUUAAUGCAGAUUUGCCUUCAAACUUGCUACCUAGUGGUGGCUGUAUGAGCACAUGUUGCUCUGUGGUGUAUAUUCAGCUUCGUUUUGUCUUUGUUUAUUUUUAAUAAUUUGUGUUUGUUUUAAACAAAGUCCAUUGGGAUAUAUUUUGCUGCCCAAAUAAGUCUGUAGUGAUUUGGGUAUUUUGGUUCUCUUAUGAUAAAGCAGCUAAAGAAUACAAUUCUUACAAAUCAAAACAUGCAAAAAAUGCAUAAUAAUUACCAACAUCAUACUAGUCAUCAACUUUUAAUUUGCAAAGUUAUUUUAACUGAGACCUCCCUGUGGGAGGGACAUACCAGAGAACUAGGUAUCUGGUUGGCCGAAAGGGCUACGAUUCUAAAAUCACUUAUUUAGUGGGGAGGGGGAGAAGGAAAAAGCACAUGUUUUGUGGUAAUGUAUAUUAUUUAGUGGUAGCAAAUAACAAAAACGGGAAAUAAAAAUGAUUUCAAAAUUGUUCUGUAGAAUCUGAUGUGAUAACUUAAAAAUAGAGUAUAACGAAAAACUGAUUUUGUUUCAAGGUUUCUGAGAAUUCUUUUGUUACUGUAUUAAAAAAAAAAAAGUGUAUUAAAAAAAAGCUCUUCUGUGUAUUGGUGUAUAUCUGGGUGAAGACUGACAACCUUGUUUUCAGUAAUCGCUAGAAGAAUAUUAGUAAUCUGCAUGCACGUAAUGCCCCAUGUGGUGCUUUUUCUGUAAUCAUUAAUAAAUAGUAACUUGUAUAUA
Molecule: messenger RNA, 3069 nt
Organism: Acipenser ruthenus (sterlet)
Lineage: Eukaryota; Metazoa; Chordata; Actinopteri; Acipenseriformes; Acipenseridae
Product: heterochromatin protein 1-binding protein 3-like
Exons: 12
Coding region: 193-1896 (567 amino acids)
Biological process (GO): nucleosome assembly; heterochromatin organization
Cellular component (GO): chromosome; nucleus; nucleosome
Molecular function (GO): nucleosome binding; DNA binding
Source: RefSeq, a predicted model, not a curated record